Spodoptera littoralis (African cotton leafworm) is the source of this 2379-nucleotide messenger RNA. NCBI's taxonomy places the organism in Eukaryota, Metazoa, Arthropoda, Insecta, Lepidoptera, Noctuidae. The record is from the annotation of a GenBank genome assembly.
AUGUCUGUGGUAAAGGGGAAGCUUGUGAAGAUGGAAGUAGUCCAAGUUGGUGACUAUGAAUUCACCAAGCAAGAUAUUAUAGGACAUGGAGCCUUUGCUAUGGUGUACAAAGGAAGAAAGAGAAUGGAAGCAAUCGAGCAGACGGAUCGCCUGAUGGUAAGCGAUCAGCGCCGCCCAUGGAGACCCGCCACACCAGAGGAGUCACAGAAUCCGUCACAAGCUGUAGCUGUUAAAGUGGUGACCAAGAAAGGACUUCAGAAAGCUUCAGAGAUUUUGGUGAAAGAAAUUAAGAUCCUCCGCGAACUGACUGCCCUCCAUCAUACCAAUCUGGUCGCCAUGCACGAUUGUAUGGACAGCAACUCCUACGUCUAUGUCGUUAUGGAGUACUGCAAUGGGGGAGACUUGGCGGACUAUUUGCAAGCGAACCGUCUGCUCAGUGAAAGUACCAUUCGACUGUUCCUGAGACAGCUGGCUGAGGCGAUGCGUGCUAUCCACGCUAAGGGUAUAGUGCAUCGUGACCUGAAGCCGCAGAACAUCCUUCUCACACACAACGUCGCACCGCCACGCACUCCGCAUGCGUCGGAAAUAACCCUCAAAAUUGCUGAUUUCGGCUUCGCAAGGUUCCUUGAAGAAGGAAAUAUGGCCGUCACGCUGUGUGGUUCACCGAUGUAUAUGGCGCCAGAAGUAAUAAUGUCACUGAAGUAUGACGCCAAAGCAGAUCUCUGGAGUUUGGGCACGAUAGUGUACCAGUGUCUCACUGGCAAGGCUCCUUUCCAAGCCACCACACCACAUGAACUAAAAGCAUUCUACGAGAAUAGUGUCGACUUGCAGCCUAAAAUGCCAGCAGGCACAAGUCCUGAGCUCUGCAAUUUACUAAUCGGCCUGCUACGACGAAAUCCUCGCGAGCGAAUGCCCUUUGAGGCUUUCUUCAACCACGCUUUCUUGCAACGGCCACGGACCAGCUCCAUUAACAGAGUGAGCGUGACCCCUUCCGUGCCGGGGACGGGUGGGUCGGGCGCAGUGGGCUCGGCGGGCCCUAGUGCGGCGGCGCGACCUUCCUCAGCGCCGCGCAGCUCCAACCCACUACAAGCGCAGGCGCUACCCACUCUUCAGACGUACAAGAAAUCACAGCCGACAUCCUCCGCCGAGUCGUCAGACACGACCUGGGCGGGCGAGGACGACUUCGUGCUGGUAGAGGCGACGGAGAGCGGCUCGGCGGAGUACUCGGGCGCGUCGUCCGGCUCCGAGGCAGCGCCGCGGCCGCGCUCGCUGGCGCUGGCCGGCGCCGGCCCGCCGUCCGCCGUCGCCGCGCCCACGCCCACCCCGCACGUCUAUACUGCGCCCGCGCCGAUCACCGUCAACAGGAAUCCACUCGCCGUAACAUCUAACAAUAACGUACCACGAUCACAACCCAUCGACGUGCUUCGAUCGAACUACAGCCGUAACGCCACCAACAUCGGCUCCCUUUCACCACCCACUGUUCCGUUCACGAUGACGCCGCCGUCGACUCGGCGCCGCAGCAGUAACUCUGGCAGCUCGCCGCCUCCCUCGCUGUGGCAGGUCUCCCCCACCAACGCCAGCCCGCUGCGCAGAUCAGUGUGGUAUACAGGGUCGUCUCCGCCAGUGUCACUGGCGCUGAAGGCGAGCGGCGAACUGACGGGCGGCGGCGGCGCCAGCUCACCCAAACGUCAGGCGUUACCCGACGCAUUACUGCGCGGCAUCAAGCUACACCAGCCACCCGACCCGCCCGUCUACAUUCCCAACCUGCAGGAGGAGACUAUCCUUGCCGAGGAGCACAGCAAAGUAUUUUCUCAGCUGAACUUCGUAUUGAUGUUGGCGGAGCUCUUGUCGGACCUGGCCGUGUCGUGCGGCGCGCCCAUCGCCGCGCUCAUGGACGUCUCGGACGAGCGCUGCAACGCGCGCGUGCGGCUGGGGCUGCUGGUGCAGGCCAUGCAGGCGCUGGCGGCCGGCCUGCGACUGGCCGCCGCGCACUACCGCGCGCGCACGCUGCAGCCCACGCCGCAAGUCAGGAACGUUGUAUCCCUCAUGAACGGAAAAUACAAGUGGAUUGUCAAUGAAUCGCGGAGGCUUCAUGAGGCCGGAGUUACUCCUGCUGUCUGCGACAAAAUUCUCUACGAGCAUGCGAUUGAACUGUGUCAAAUGGCGGCCAUCGAGGAGUUGUUUGGCGAUAUGAAGGAGUGCGAGCGCCGCUACAUGUCGGCGCAAGUAUUGCUGCACUCGCUCGUCCAGCGCCAUCCCUUGCAUCCGCAGCAUCGCACUACGCUCUCCAAGUACCGAGACGCCGUGCAACGACGACUGAACUGUCUCAAGGGGCCUCGUAAAAUAAUGGAUGUAAAACUUGAGGCCGGGAUCUCAUAA